AUGUUCCGAAGAGCACAAGCAAAAAAGCUAAAGCAGCAUUAUAGAGAAAGCAUUAGUGAUUUGAAAAAUCUUUUAACAAUGGACCCCAAAAAUUCUGCAGCCAAAAAAGAACUGGAAGUUGUGAAAAAUUUCUGGCGUCAGGAAUUGAACGCAAUGAAAGCCAGCAUGGGAGAAGGCAAAUCUAAAAAAGACAGUAAUAAAUGUAACCAAGAAAGCAACACUGUCCCACCAGCACCUUCAGGAGGUGCAAAUGGAAGUGGCAAGAAAGGAUCAAAACAGAGAACCCGGGUUUGUGUGCAUGACGUUGAUGAAGAUAACAACAGUAGCAGUAGUAGCAGCAGCAGUAGCCAAAGUAAAUCUCCCUCAGUACCAGUGACAAAAUCCCAUGGCAAGCACCAUAAAAACUCGGCUCCAAAAAAAGCAGAAGGUAAUACUCAGCAAAAUCAAGCCCCAAGCAAUAACAAAAAAGGAUGCAAGUCUGGAGGCCGUACAGCACCUCCACCUCCUGUUGCAGCCCCACACAUUGACAAGGCCACACCCUAUGAAUUCUUGAAGGCUUGGAAUUCUCUCAAGACUGUCCGCAACACAAAGCCUUAUGCAGACUUGCUGGCCCAGGUCCCACCUGAAGAUUUGCCAAAAAUGAUCAGCAACAAACUGGAUGCUGCCAUGUUGAACCUGAUUACUCGUUGUGUCUCUGAACACUAUGCAGACAGAGGAACUGCUGAGUUGGGUUUGCAAAUUCUGUCCAAUGUUACUAAAGUCGAACGCUUCCAGACCAUUGCAAUGUUCAUGUCUUCAAAAGAAAAAUCAGAUUUGUUGUCAUUGUUAGAAACUUUGGCUGCAAACCAAACUUUGUAUGGAGAAGAAGAGAUGCAGAAAUUAAAACAUGAAUAUGGAUUGAAAUAG
Molecule: messenger RNA, 906 nt
Organism: Acanthosepion pharaonis
Lineage: Eukaryota; Metazoa; Mollusca; Cephalopoda; Sepiida; Sepiidae
Source: the annotation of a GenBank genome assembly